AUGGAUCGCGACCAGUUUUAUAUUAAGCCCGAGCGAGUGCAGCUGAAAAGGCUUCUCACGAACGAGGGAGGCAUCGGAGAGGUUUGGUUGGGAACGCUUCACGAAGAGAGCGGGCAGCAUGACGUGGCGGAGGAACGGCUGAUGUUCACACGAGAGACAGCUGUGCUCUUCAUGGCUGCUCUCCGUUGCCACAACGUCUGCAAGGGCAAGAUGUGCAUCGUGAUGAAGCUGUAUAGAGAGAGCAUGUUGUCAAGAAUGCGAAGAUAUCCUGGUGGAAAGCUCCCCCUCGCGGAAGUUCAGCGAUAUGGGCUGGAGAUCUGCAAGGCAGUAGCCGAACUCCACGACCAAAAUAUCAUCUCACAGGACCUGAAGCCUCCCAACUUCUUGAUAGGAAAGCUUGCAGAAUUGACCUUGUCUUCCCCUGAACCAGCACCUUCAGACGAUCUUGAUCACUGUGUCGUGGCGGACUUUGGGAUAUCGAGAGUGAUAGAGAAGACUAUUGGAGUUCACAUGCCAUCCAACGUCCAAGGCACUUUCAACUACAUGUCACCCGAAUCCUUCGACCCAGAACUCUUUGGCGGUGUCACCUUCAAGGCGGACUCGUGGAGCUUCGCAUGCAGCUUGAUCGAGAUGCUCUCGGGAGUGAAGCCUUGGGACGGGAUCAAGAUGGCGCCUAUUGUGAGGAAGGUUCUCAACAAAGAAAUACCUCAAAUCCCUCCUGGACUUCCAUCGCCUCUUGAGAAUUUGAUUCGAGUAAGACGGAUGAUUGCGGUUUUUUUAAACGAAAUUCUGUGA
This is a messenger RNA of Guillardia theta CCMP2712, 795 nucleotides long. RefSeq lists its product as hypothetical. Lineage: Eukaryota; Cryptophyceae; Pyrenomonadales; Geminigeraceae. The transcript has 10 exons. The record is from RefSeq and is a predicted model, not a curated record. The coding region runs from base 1 to 795 and encodes 264 amino acids. Gene Ontology annotation, biological process: protein phosphorylation. Gene Ontology annotation, molecular function: ATP binding; protein kinase activity.